CAGUGCAGAUAAUUUGUUAACAGGCCCUGCCAAUGGCUCAAAUGGCAGCAACAUUUUUUGUAUUUUAUGAAUCAAUGGUGCACUUGGGGGUCAUCCAUUCAAUGCGGACUGCGCAGAUCUGUUGAUAUAGUGUGUUUGUCAGUGUGACUGAUGUGUCAGAUGGGCUGUGCUGGAGGUUAGGGGUUUUUCAAACAGCUACAGGUGACAAGUUUAAUUGCAUUAUGGAUCGAAAAACACAGAGCCCUGUAAUUGUUGACUUGGAUCAAGUCCAUUACUGUAGCUGUCCCAUCCUAUAACACCCCAUCAAUGAAAUGCAGAGCUGAUUAUAUAAGUUGAUUCUGUUGCUUGGUUACACCUGGAGGAGUGAUGAGCAUGCUAUUUGCCCUACUCUGAGUUGCUUUGUUGCAGUAACUGGCAGGGAUGCGAAGUGAAGUAUGAGAAAAGUGUAAAACUUUGGUUGUAUCUGCAGGUGUAUAUGAUAAAACACUUUAUUUAGUACCUGCUUUGAAAUGGCAGUACAGUUUUGUGUAUACAGGCAUUAGGUCACGGCCUGAAUUAUUGGAUGCAACUACUGAACUGCAGUGUGUGUGGUUCUUGCUGUCUGUGCACUGUCCUAUAUUCUCUCAGCAAAACACCCCCUCACUAAAGAUUUCUUGUUUCCUUCUCUCUGUUGCCUAGCAAGAGUCACUCCAAAGCAUCUUUUAAAGUGUGUAAUUUCUGUGCCACUAGCAUCACAAAUAGAUAGUCCCGCCCCCAACCAAACAGAUAGUCCCGUCCCCGUCACACUCCAUGGGUUAAGCCAAAACUGUUGAGGCUGGUUGGGGUGCUCAAAUAAACAAAACAAUGUUUUGAAUUAAGGCUUUCAAAUUAAAAUAUGAAUUUGUCGAAUUUAAGAAAAACAUUUUUACAUUUGAAUGCUAAAACUGUGCAUAUUAAUUUUGGAUGUAGGCCAAGCACGGAUGAUAACUUAAGACAGUACCCAUUCUUGUGCCAAAAAAGUGCAAAGCGUAGGUGUGUCGAGAUGCACUAAAGGUUGAAGCUCUUUUUAACUCGACACGACAUCUAUAACAGAGCUCCUGCACUAGAUGAUGACUAAACAGAUGUGGCACAAUGGUCAAAGACAUCCAUCUAGCGCAUGUUUACAUUGCAAUCAAUGAAAUACAAUGCAGAUGGAUGCAAAACACAUUCGGUGUGAAUUGCCCCUUAGGUGAUGGUUUCUGGCCGUUGCAUAUUACUCCCUUAUCAGUGUUUCCAUGCAUAAGCAAUGCAUUUUAAAAUGCUGUGUCAAGUUGAAAGGAAUACUGUGCAACACUAAGUUAACAUAGAACUGUCUAUUAAAGUGAUUCUUUUCUCUUUCUUUUUUUAAUUUGAGAUUUGAGAAUAUAAACUGGUUAAAUCUUUAAAUUUUUAUUUUAUGCACUUUAGGUUAAAAUGAAUUGUACUUCUGUUAACAACCACUGAUGUUCUUUGGAAUAAAAAACAACAUAACACGUUGCUGUUUUGUUGCUAUUUUCCCCUGACUGAAAUAAUGUCUUUAAGUUAAAAUAUAAUUAGAAUUUUGGUCAUAUAUUAUGAAAAAAUUUGAAUUUAUUUCCUCAGCCCUGUUUAUAGCACCACAGCUUCUUAGUGUUUACACUUGAAAUCAACCUACAAAUUACUUACAGUUGUGUCUGCACAUUAAUUUGGGACAGGAGAAAGCAUUGUAACAUUGAAAGAAUUACUUAAAAUAAGUUAAUUGAAAUCAAACAUCAGGUGCAAUCUAUUUAUCUUAUUCAAAUGGGGUUUCAGCCAGGUACUUGUACAUGGAUCCACUUUAGCAAUUUUGUGGCCUUAUUUGACUGGCUUUGAUUUCCACCGAAAAGUUUUUUUAAACACCAAAGGUGAAUGUUUCACUGGUGAAACUGCAUUAAGCGUGUAUAACACCAGAUCUAGUAUCAGUUUUGCACAAAAACCACAGGUACAUUAGGCAGAUACCGACCACACAUUCAGCCAUAUGCAACCAUAUGCUCACACCUUUGACACCUCCGUCUCUGCGUCAGACAUGGAAACACUUUCAAGGUUCUUUAUAUGACGUACAGACCAAUUUGACUCUGUAUGGUUCUUGGAAGAUGUAAAUGUGGUUUUCAACCAUGUAAAAUGUGGCUUUGAUUAUGACGAUAGACACUGAAAAGCAAACCUUGCACAGCCUGAAAGAUCUGCGCAUUUAGUAGAAUGUGGACUAUGAUUGUCAUGCAAGGCAACACCUGUGUGAUAUCUACACUGCUGUGUGAUUUAGAACAUGUCUCUUAGGGCUUUUGAGUCAUGUGCUCUUACAAGUGUAGGUCAGUAGGUUGGCCUGUGAGUGGUGUAAUGCCUUUUAAGGCAUGUGUAUGAAUAUAUGAACUGAAGUUAUGUUGAUAUGUAAAGCAGCCUGAAGCAGGCGUUUGAUGGAGGUGUAGGGUCUAGCUCAUGGCUCCAGCACUUUAAUGUCGAAAGUAUGCUUUGGUCUUUUUCUAUAUCUGCAUUUUUGCAAUGAUUUUUACGUGGCUCGUUCUAUGCAUCACGUCAAUUUCCUGGUGAAAACGAACACUAGAGGUGCUACAACAAUGACUUUUAUUCCCUUAAGCAUUUUUACUAUUACUAAACACUUUUAUUACUACAGCAUCUGUACUUCCACAAACACAGAGUGAAGCGAUCACACUGUGUGUGUGAGUGAAUUGCCUCAAUGAAUUAUUAAAGGUGCAGUAUGUAAGAUUCAGAAACCCUUGUUAUUAAUGACACCUGUGGCCAUUAAGUGAACUGCAGCUAGCUACCUGUUGCUCGCGCACACACUCCAUAGGGACGCGAGCGAGCAUCGACCAAAACAAUGAUGUAACGUACAAAGAGACUGAAUGUGAUUCACUGACAUCAUGCUGACAGAUGAGGUAGCAUAAUUAAAAUUACAUAGUUAUGAUUGUUUUACUACCAACUUUGAGACUGCAUAUUAUGCUGGAACAGGGCUAAAACAAAGUGUGGAUAUAGGUCUGACUAUGCGAGACUGUAGUUUCAGGUAAUCACUUUUCUUUGCAUGAUACAUAGGCUAUCAUAUAAAUGCAGUCAAUGUCGGAGUUAGCUAGCUAGCCAGCUUUAUCAAUAGCUGUUAGCCAAAUUUGGUGGAUGAUGACAGUAGCUGUUUAUAAGAUAGACUGUACAUUAUAAAUAUGUUGACACAAUUCAGUAUUGAUGUGAUUCCAUCACAACUGUCAUUUUGAUAUAUCGAUGCGCUAUUUUUUAUAAUAAUAGAUUGUAUAUAUUUUCUGUAUAACCAAGUUACGUUACACUAAUGAAUGGAGCUUUUUGCAUUAUCUUGAACAUUGUCUAACAUUCAUUUCAUGUAUUAUUGUAGUUUACAGUAAUAAAGUUUAAUGUAAUAAUUACAGAUUAACAUUGACAUUAACCUGACUUUUAGUAUAAAGUGAAGAUCGUUGAAAUUAGCUUGCAGUUCAUCAGUUUAGCAGGCAAGAUCAAGUUAGCUAAAAUGACAGAGAUCAGUCCUUAUGGCACUAUAUUUCACAUGCUUUGCAGUUAUAUAAGCUUACCUGUCCAAUAAGAAGAACGCUAAUUCAGGGUCUGUUUUGAUCCCCAAAACCGAAUGAAGGUCCCUCCUGGAAUCAAAUGCCCUGCCGAUGUUCACUGUAGUUUUCGCUCGACCACGAUCACGUUCCCGUUUAGCCAGACGGGAUUCAGUAGAUAAAUGUUGUUUUUUUGUUUUUUUUGGCUUUGAGUUUGUGUAGGAGUUGGUGUUGUGCUGGGAGCCGGACGUUUGCUGGAUUCCAUCUCUAAGAUAAUGUUACCUAGUGUUGCAGACUGUCUGCUGACCAUGUUGAAUAGCGGAAGAGAAGCUACUGUCUGAGGCAAGGCUCUCGGGAGUGCGCAUAAAUGUCACAUCCUUUGGAUUUUCCCGGCAAAUGCGACCCGCUCCCUUUGCAUGAAAAUCAGUCUACAGGCUUUAAUAGGCAACCUAGGAAGUCCGGGAAGGGCUCAUUUUUUAAGUUGCGUUACAAGCCGUUCACACAUUGGCAAAAAAAAGGCGAUUAUUACAUGAAAAAUGUUACAUAUUGCACCUUUAACUAACACCUUGUCAGCUGUGUAUUUAUAUCUAGUUGGCUAUAUAGUUGCCAUAAAGCUUUCCAGUAACAAAUGGAAGGCUAAAUCUAAAACAAAUACAUGAUGGAGUGGUUUUCUUCAGAAUCAUUCUACAUGAAUAACAUCACGUGUGGUUUAAUGCACAGGCAUUUUGAAGGUAACUCUAUCACCCCCUUAAGUAUAGGUGUAAGACGAUAUGGUUAUCUCAUGAUUUGGUGUGAUAUACGAUAUGAGGUUCAUGAUUCAUUUUUUAAAUUUUUUUAUGUUUGUGCAAAAUGGACAUUAUAAUUUCUCAUCAAAAUAAAGUUCUUUAAAACACAAUAUAAAUGUUUAAAUAAUAUGAGUUUCUCAUACCUUUCUCUGUAAAAAAGAUAAAAAAACAAAUAAGCCUUUAAAAAUAGUGGGCUUCAUUCAUGCUGAUCAGGUGCAUAACAAGCAAUAGAACUGAACAGAACAUGUCUCGGAAAAGUAUGUCAAAAUUUCAUUAAAUUGUACAUAUAAUAAUGAUAUGAGCUGUCAAUGUUUGAAAUAAUGUGUACAGUUUACAUUCAUUUGUAUAACAAGCACUAUAAUGGUACUGUCAGUUUAAGAUUUUAACACACAUCUUACAGAUUCGCACAGGUGUUCCUGUUCAUUUAUUAACGAAAGAGAAGUCUCAUUUUUUUUUAACUUUUUGUGAUCAAAAUUAAUAUUUCUUUUUACAUUUUUACCUAACCAUAAAGAACAGAAAGGAUAUUAAAAGACACAUUAAUCAAUGAAAGUGGAGUGCAGGAUCUCAUCUUUGAUGGACACACAUUACACUGAAGAAAUGGUCAAUUUUAAUCUCAAGCACUUUUCAACAAAACAAGCCAAUUUUCUAGGUAUUCCAGUAUUUAAAUUCCUAAAAGCAAAAUUUAAGCACUUGAGUGUAGGAAAAAAGCGCUGUAGGAGUAAAAUCAUAUCGGUUUUUGCCAAUUAAUUGACAUGAUAACAGAUUUCUGGAACUAUUGGUUAUUGGCAAAAAUCCACACAGAUAGUUUUUCCCUAUUGUGUCCGGUGCUGGAGCGGCUGGGAAGGGUCCACUGUCGUUAUACAGUAUGAGAGCGGCCUCUAGAGGCGAAAUAAAAACGAUCACUUCACUGAUGCCUUGUGGUGUUUGUUUUGACACAUGAGACUACACUCUGCAUGGAGCGGAACACUUCAGAUGUGGAUUUAAAACAUCAACAACAAAAGAUGACAGUAUUUCUGCAACGAGCACGUCAGAUGUGCAGGACCGCCUGUCGUCUCUGGAGCUACGGGUGCAGCAGCAGGAAGAUGAGCUGAUGGUGAUGAAGGCCGCACUGGCAGACGUGCUCCGACGUCUCACUCUGUCUGAAGACUCCGCGGCCACUGCCAAGAAACAGCAGAGCAGCAAAGGUCAGACCCCGCUGCGUGAGGCUUAUUCUAUGUCCUGUAUCGCCAAUGGCAGUUCCAGCACCCGUAAAUCUCACAGAGACGGCUCCACAGUUUCUGUAGCCAGGAAAGAGACACUGUCCUCUGCAGCCAAGAGUGGUGGUGAGCGGAAAAAAGACAAGCCUCAGAUGGAGGGGAUCAAGGAGAAAGAAGAGCCGCCACAGGCUAACGAUAAACCCCCCUCAACACCCAGCACCCCUCAGGCACCGUCCCCUUCCAGCAACCCCCCCUCCCCUCACCCCCCACCACCCCAAAGACAGACCUCGGAGAACAAGGGGUCAGCCUCAGCCAAAAGCAGGGGUAGCAGUGCAAAGCGCGGUGGAGGAAUGGAACGUUCUCAGAGCAGUACAUGGGACAGUGGGGAUGAGAACAGGAAUAAGCUGGUGAAAGCAGCCUCCACCUCCAAACUUCUGGCCAAAGUGGCGAAGAAUGCCGAGAAACACAGAGAUCCAGUCAUAAGCCAAGCUAAAAUGUCAACCCGAGAAAAAAACAGUCAAGAGGGAGAUUAUAUCAAAAUGUUCAUGCGAGGACGACCCAUCACAAUGUUCAUUCCAUCAGAUGUGGAGAAUUACGAUGAUGUCCGCACCGAACUUCCACCAGAGAGACUCAAGCUGGAGUGGGUAUAUGGUUACAGGGGACGCGACUGCCGUGCAAAUGUGUACUUGCUCCCUACUGGGGAGAUUGUAUAUUUCAUCGCCUCUGUGGUCGUGCUCUUUAACUAUGAGGAGCGGACACAGCGCCACUACUUGGGACACACUGACUGUGUCAAAUGUCUUGCUGUUCACCCAGAUAAAAUCCGCAUUGCCACAGGACAGAUUGCAGGAGUGGAUAAGGAUGGCAGGCCGCUUCAGCCUCAUGUGAGAGUGUGGGACUCUGUCAGUUUGUCCACUCUGCAGAUUAUCGGUCUCGGUACCUUUGAGAGAGGAGUAGGAUCCCUCGCUUUCUCUAAAGCCGACUCAGGCACUCACCUCAGUGUAAUUGAUGACUCUAACGAGCACAUGCUCACUGUGUGGGACUGGCAGAAGAAAUCAAAAAUCGCUGAGAUUAAGACCACUAAUGAAGUGGUGUUAGCGGUGGAGUUUCACCCCACUGAUGCCAACACUAUUGUCACUUGUGGAAAGUCCCACAUCUUCUUCUGGACCUGGAGCGGAUCCUCACUGGCCCGUAAACAAGGCAUCUUUGGUAAAUAUGAGAAGCCCAAGUUUGUGCAGUGUUUGGCCUUCCUCAAUAAUGGAGAUAUCCUGACCGGGGACUCGGGAGGAGUCCUGCUGAUAUGGACCCGCAGCACAGCUGAACCAGCACCAGGAAAAGGACCGAAAGGAGCAUUUCAGAUCAGCCGUCAGAUUAAAGCUCAUGAUGGCAGCGUCUUCACUUUGUGUCAGAUGAGGGACGGCACUCUGCUCACAGGGGGCGGCAAAGACCACAAGAUUAUUCUGUGGGACCACGACCUGAAUCCAGAGAGAGACAUAGAGGUCCCAGAUCAGUUUGGAACUAUUCGUGCGGUAGCCGAGGGCAAGGGAGAGCAGUUUCUGGUGGGAACAUCUCGCAACUUCAUUCUGCGGGGCACCUUCAACGAAGGGUUCCAGGUGGAGGUGCAGGGACACACAGAUGAACUUUGGGGUUUGGCUGCCCACCCUUUCAAAGACCUUUUCCUCACCUGCGCCCAGGACAGGCAGGUGUGUCUGUGGAGCUCAGUGGACCACACGCUGGAAUGGACCAGACUGCUGGACGAGCAUGGGCACUGCGCAGACUUCCAUCCCAGUGGAUCUGUUGUUGCCAUUGGUACUCACUCAGGGAAGUGGUAUGCUCUAGAUGCGGAGACGAGAGACCUGGUGGCCAUCCACACAGACGGCAAUGAGCAGCUGUCAGUCAUGCGCUACUCUGUCGAUGGCACUCUGCUGGCAGUGGGAUCACAUGAUAACUUCAUUUACCUCUACACAGUGUCGGAUAAGGGACGCAAGUACAGCAGAUAUGGGAAGUGCACUGGACAUUCCAGCUACAUUACACAUCUUGACUGGUCCCCAGACAACAAGUUUAUCAUGUCCAACUCAGGAGACUACGAAAUCCUUUACUGGGACAUUCCAAACGGUUGUAAGUUGAUUCGUAACCGUUCUGAGUGCAAGGACAUCGACUGGGCGACGUAUACCUGUGUGCUCGGAUUCCACGUCUUUGGUGUUUGGCCGGAGGGCUCUGAUGGGACAGACAUCAAUGCUCUGGUGCGAUCUCACAACAGGAAGGUGAUCGCUCUGGCUGAUGACUUCUGUAAAGUGCAUCUCUUCCAGUACCCCUGCUCGAGACCGAAGGCCCCAAGCCACAAGUACAGCGCCCACAGCAGUCACGUGACAAAUGUAAGCUUCAUGCAUAGUGACAGUCACCUGAUUUCAACGGGCGGGAAGGACAUGAGUGUCAUGCAGUGGCGUCUAGUGGAGAAGACCUCUGCUCUGGUGCCCAGUGACUCCAGCUUAGGCCUGAGUGAAUCCCUGCUGCACAACUCUACCCCUCGCAACUUGGCAUCGAUACCCAGUGUCCCCCCGCCCCUUACUGAGCCCAUGCAGGUGCCACCCUCUCUACCCAUCAGCACCCAACCCAACACCAACACACCCCCUCCCACUCCCACCGAAUCCCUGGACACGCCCACUCCAAAUGGACAGCAGGAUGGCUUGCCUGAAACCCCGCCCCCUUCGGAUGAGGCCACGCCCCCAUCUGACAGCACCCUGAGCCCCAAGGACAGCCUAGAUCCUAGCGACGAUACAGCCACGCCCAGUGACGAGGGCACACCCUUUAAUCUACCCUUGUAAGAGGGAGGCUCCGCCCACUUUUCUUGACUGCUCGAUUCCCUGUCCAAAGGCACCAGCAUGUCACUGAAGCCUUUCUGUUGGAGUACAAAAGCAGGAUCUACUAAGUUUUUUUAUCAUCCUUUCAAUGUUUUCAUUGCGUUUCGUGUCUUAGUUUAUGUUGACGUUUUGUUCAUUACAUGUGGUUGUGGAGGCAGUGGUUUGGAUUGGAUGCUGAGAGGGAUUGUAAUGUGUAGUUAAAGGGAUAGUUCACCCAAAAAUGAAAAUUUACUCCCCCUCAUGUUGCUCCAAACCCAAAAAAGGAGACAUUUUCAGUCAUUUUCUAUGAUCUGUGAACAUUGUUUAAAGUAUUUUGUUCCACAGAAGAAAGAGUCAUACGAUGAUGACAGAAUUGUUACCUUUGGGUGAACUGUCCCUUUUAAAGCCUUUGGAAAGAUGCACACUGACACUCAAGCGUACCAAAAAGUUUACAUAUUCGUACACACACAACCAUACAAACACUAACACACAUGCACACAUACAUCCGUAACUGUUUUUUUUUUUUUUUUUCAUAAUACAUUGAAAAUGAAUGAAAUCUGAGACCUUUCAAAAGCCUGGAUUCAUCAUAUUUUAUGAUUUAACCAUAUUAGAAGCACACCAGAGCAUACACACAUUCAUGUAUUUUGGCAUGUUGCAUAUACAUAAAUUGGGUAAGUUUUUACUCUUUUUAUUAAAUGAUAAAAUUUCAGAUAGUUUCUGCACUUAAAUAAGUAAAUCUUAAAGGGAUAGUUUGCUCAAAAAUGAAAAUUGUCAUAAUUUACUCACCCUCAUGUCCUUCCAAACCUAUAUGACUUUCUUUCCUUUGUUAAACACAAAAAGAGAAAUAUAAAAGAAUGUACUGGCCACUCUUUUCCAUAUAGUGAAAGUGAAUGGGGACUGGGUCUGUCAAGCUCCAAAAUAAAAAUAAAAAAUAAAAAAAGAACCAUAAAAUUUGUUCAUAUGAUUCGUGCACAAUAUUAAAAUUCGCCUUUUGUGUUCCACUGAAUACCUCACUGCGUACGGGCUUGGAACAACAUGAGGGUGAGUAAAUUAUGACUUUUUUGGGUGAACUAUCCCUUUAAAUCUUAAAUUGUUCUCUCACUCUGUAAACAUUGGUGGGUGAUUGCAUAGCAACUGUCCCUGAGCCAAAAACAACAGGAUGUACUUAUUUGGACAUGUCAGGCCGGUCCCCCUGGCUCAUUGGUCGAACUCAAGGACCUCAAAGAUUUCAUUGGCUGCUUCAGCAGUUCGCCAUGGUCAUUGGCGGUGCAUGUGCUAUGCAUUGAAUAUUUUGAACUUGGCAGAGAACUGCACAAUUUUUGCUGCUUAAUUGGCAGUGCACUCCAUUUACCACAAACACAGCCACUUAGAAACACUUACACACACAUAUGCAUACAAUUACUUGCUCAAAAGCCUGAUUUGUCUUAACAUGGGGCCUGCAUGGCAAAACUUCUCAGCUUCAGUCUCAAAUGACACAAACAUCAUCAAUUCAUCAAAAGUCUCAUCUGUCUGUUUAAUGAUUCCAUAUCACCCACACAUAUUCCCCAGUUCUCUCUUUAGUGCUAAGAUACAAACCAUUUUAAACCUCUGAUCUAGAUGACUCCAUCUUCUCACUGAGGCUGUUUUUAGGUUUUAUUUUGUGACUGUUUUGCUUGUCAUUUUGUUCAUUGGACUGAGAUGUUCUUGUUUUUUUAUGGUAUGAGAGAAACAAGAUUAAACAAGUCUUAAAUGUGAGUGUGAGUGUGUAUGUGCUUGCGAGUUGGUGCUUCUUUCAUUCCGCAAAGAGUGGUUGCUCUCUUUCUCUUUGUCUCUCUUUCCUCCACUCACAGUUUCUCAGGAUCACUCUUUUUGGAAAGACAUGAAAGACAAAGACAGUUAAAGGAAUAAAGUAUGUUUUUUCACCCUUCUUGGUAUUAUCUAUGGUAUUAUGAUGGCUUUUGGACAUGUACCAUGGUAAUACCAUGAUAUGUUUUUAACAUGUACCAAAGGAUUCUUUGAAGUAGCCUACUUUAAAAUUCCAUGGAGGGUGAAUUAAGUUAAAUGUGUGCACUUUCUGACAACCAUUGUCUUGCGGCUGUCAAAAAGUUUCUGAAAAUAAAAAAAAAUUCACCAAUUGGUAUCUAAAUAUGGUAAUCAUAUAUAUGGUACCACCACAGUACUUUUUUUGUAAGGGAAUGCUCUCCUAAAUGUUUUUUAUGUUUGCCUCGAUGCAUGAGCAGAUGAAUGUGAGAAAGUGUUAAAGACGUGUUUCUGCUCAUUGAAAAUUAAACGGCAUGCAAUGCAGAUUUCAAGAGAGGCUAAUGUGUUACAUGCCUCGAUGUCAUGAGACGAAACGAUUUAUCUCAGACAAAAGAAUCAAUAUCAGAGAGACACAAGGGCUCAGCUGCAAAGUGAAGUUGCCUCCAUUGCUGGUCUGGAUGAUGAUUUGUGACCCUGUCCCAAACCUGAAUCAUCAAUAUUACACCAAAAGAGAUGUGAACACAAUUCUCAGAGCAGCUACUGAAGGUAACUUUUAAAUUUUUGCAGCGAUCUAUGGUACUAAUAUACAUUGUUUGGGCAUUCUGGAAGUAUAAAAGCAUGAGACAUUGAAAGCAUGGUUCAUCCUCUCAGAGUUUUGACUUGUGGAAUUGAGAAUCCUGGCUCAAAUACAUAUUUACAUUUGUUUGAGUUUUGUUCCUUAUUUUAUUGAUUGAAUGACAAUCUUAUGUAAUAUGUAUAUAAUUACACAAAAGGAUUGUAUGUGGGUAUUUGUAUACCCAACUGCCUCAAAUUCAUAUGUGUCUCAUCCAAGUGAUUGUUUUGGUUCAAGUGCAUGAAAUGGAAGUAAUAUGUGAUUAGUGGUUUAGCAAAGUUUAGAAAGACAGAAUGAUAACUGGUUGUUUAUGUGGACUUGGUGUGUGGUGUGAAGUUUAUGCAACAUUUGCGCUAUAGACAUGGCGUUGCGACAACGAGUUGUCCUGCAAGACGUGCCCCUCAGCUGGUCUGCAGUUUACUUUUUAUACCUUUUUUAAGUCCAAUGCUUUAUGAACUGCUCCUGUUUUUUAAGCACGUCGGAAGGUUUUCACAUAGAUUGCCUUAGUUCGAUUACCUAAGAUUUAUCAUGGUGGUUUUUUGUUUAGUUUUUUUCAUAUUUUUUUUUUGUUGUCAUGCAGUUUUAAUGCAAACUGGCACUCCUGAAGGUGUGGCCUGUUGACACUCCUUUAUCUCAAGGUGUCAGCCUGAUCUCAUUAAAAUCACGUGACUGUGGUGUCAAUUUAGCAAAAUUACAUUACAUGGUUCAUUACACAUAUAACGGCAGUUCCAGGGUGAAAUGUUCACUGUGUUGGGUGAAAGGUGAUCAAAAUGUUCUCCUAAAUGAUUGAGGUUUAUAAGGUUAAUACUCUUGAGUUUUAAAUCAACAAAACCUACCUCCCUGAAACCUAAACCUAACCGAUAGUGUCAUAAAAAGCAAAUGUGAGAUGAAAAAUGCAAUUGCUGAAGCAGCCAUGUCAUUUUGUGGUGCUUCUAUGACUCAUGUGUUGACAUUUCAGGACUCCUAUCCCGGUUAUUUACAUUGCAAAUGUAAUGCUGUAUGAGAAGCUACCACACAACUUAAUUGCAGUUGAACAAGCUUUUACUAUAAAUGUUUUUGAUUAUGUAAUGCAGAUCAGUGUUAAAAUGUAUCGCCUUACAAGUCAUUUGCUACAGUAACAGUUUUGAUGUCAUAAGAUGAAUUUAAGUAAGGAACAGGGUGAAAAGUACAGUGGCCCAGGGGUGCACAGCACAACAAAAUUAGCAAAGCAAAUAAAAGCUGAAAACACAUCGGAAAUAAAUGGCACUACUACUAAAUUAAGCCACAACACAACAAAAUUAAACCACAAUGAAAUUAAGCCACAACACAAUGGAAUUAAGCCACAAUAAAUUUAAGCCACAACACAAUGAAAUUAAGCCACAAUAAAUUUAAGCCACAAUAAAAUUAAGCCACAACAGUCAACAAAAUUAAGCCACAACAUGACUAAAAAAAAAAAAAAAGCCACAACACAACCCAAUUAAAGUCACCAAACUUCUAAAUUAAGCCACAACACAACAAAAUUAAACCACAAUGAAAUUAAGCCACAAUAAAUUUAAGCCACAACACAAUGGAAUUAAGCCACAACAGUCAACAAAAUGAAGCCACAACAUGACUAAAAAAAAAAGCCACAACACAACCCAAUUAAAGCCACCAAACUACUAAAUUAAGCCAGAAAAAAAUGAAAUAAAGUCACAGAAUAACAGAAAAGCCAAAGCAAAAUGAAAUUAAACCACAACGAAAUUAAGCCAAAACACUAUUAAAUAAAGCCAAAAACAUAAAGACACAGUACAAUGAAAUUAAGCCUUUUCUUGUCUGAUCAUUUUGUUGUUUUGUGGCUUAAUUUUAUUAUGUUGUUGGUUAAUUUCAUUGUGUUUUCAGUAUUUUUUAUUUUUUUUUUUUUGCUUUGCUAUUCGUAUUGUGUUGUGCACCUCUGGGCCACCGUAGAAAAGUGUUUAUGAACUGAUAUGGUCUGCCGUUUUACUUGUGAUUUGUGUGAAAGUAACUAAAAGUAAUUGUUGGUGUAGCGCCUCUAAUGUUCAUUUCACCAGGAAACUGCCACUGUAUCUACAAUGAGUCAUGUAAAAAUAAUUUAGCAAAAAUGUUGGUCUUUGAGACCAGGUUGCAACGUCUGUAUUCAUCAACCUCUUGAAACUACAGGAAACCACUGAUAAAUAGAAAGGGCAAACCACAAAAGCUUUACAGUAGUUGCAGGGGAAGACUGAACUGUAAAUCUUUCCAAAACCUUUUUGUCAUCUUUGAUACUGCAUUCAAGGCUGGCUUUGUUGUGUGUGUAUAUAUUGGUGUACCUGUAUGUAUAUAACUAUUUUCUGGGAAGGAAGGUACUCUGAAAUGCAUGGGGGAAUGCUUUCUUUCAUUUCUUUAACUAUAAAGGGGACUUUUUUUGUCUGUGAGAAAACUGGGGGAUUAUUCACCUGCGGAUGCAGGUACAGUGGCCUUGUGGCAUGGAAACAUAUUUCAGAUCAGCAGAAUUUGUUGCACUGUGUCCGGUGUAGCUCUGCCUGGAUAUUGCUCAGUUUAGAGAACAAGUUGGACUCCAUGGCUUUUCAUUGGACCUUGUACAGUAUCACUUUCAAGAACGUAUUAGAGAAUUGCAUGGUUAGUCGAAUGGAGCAUUCAAAUGGAAUUUUUUUUUUUUUUUUUUUUUUGAAUGUCAUAUUGAUGAUUUGCUUUGGUAACUGAUUUUGAAAAUAAUGAGAAAUAUGCUGGAAUUGUACUGGUGAAGGGUUUUGGUGUUUAAGAAAGUAAAACACACAAGUGUGGACAGACGGUGCACUCUCAGUUCGAUACCUGAAAUGAUGUAGAGUAGAAGUCAUUGAUGUCAAUGUAUUUGUGUUACCCAUUGAGGAAACAGCUGUUUUAUUUUAAUUUUUAUAUGUAAUAUCCAAGAGCUAAUUUCCAAAACAUACACAGGGAGAGAGAAAGUAAUACACAAGGGUGGGAAAAUACAGUCUAGAUUCUCAGCUGGUGAUUGUAUCUACACUUGGAGGAAAUGUUGGGCAUGACUGCAGCUCUGGACUUCCAAAUGCUUUUCUAUUUGCAGGUCGUUUCAUUAAAUCCUCAUUGCAUAAAGGUGCAGAGAAGAAGCUAAUUUUUCAAAUAGAAGCCUUUUUGAUAAACAAUGAUGUUUAUGAAAACCACAGUGGUGACGAUCCUGAAUAUGUAAAUGAUAAAAUUAUAUGUUAACAAAGUAUGAAAAAGGCUAAACCUCUCUCUCUCUCUCUCGUGACAAAUUUUGAGCCAAUCUGUCUCUUAUGCAUUCCUGUCAAUGGGCAGAAAAUAUACUGAAGAUUUUAGAAAAUAAAGAAAAAUUUUAAAAACA
Myxocyprinus asiaticus (Chinese sucker) is the source of this 14239-nucleotide messenger RNA. Its product is annotated as echinoderm microtubule-associated protein-like 4. Gene Ontology annotation, biological process: microtubule cytoskeleton organization. NCBI's taxonomy places the organism in Eukaryota, Metazoa, Chordata, Actinopteri, Cypriniformes, Catostomidae. The transcript has 24 exons. Gene Ontology annotation, cellular component: mitotic spindle. Gene Ontology annotation, molecular function: microtubule binding. The record is from RefSeq and is a predicted model, not a curated record. The coding region runs from base 5406 to 8333 and encodes 975 amino acids.